Molecule: messenger RNA, 249 nt
Organism: Neomonachus schauinslandi (Hawaiian monk seal)
Lineage: Eukaryota; Metazoa; Chordata; Mammalia; Carnivora; Phocidae
Product: 60S ribosomal protein L27-like
Exons: 1
Coding region: 1-249 (82 amino acids)
Biological process (GO): translation
Cellular component (GO): cytosolic large ribosomal subunit; ribosome
Molecular function (GO): structural constituent of ribosome
Source: RefSeq, a predicted model, not a curated record
AUGGAUGAUAACACCUCAGACCAUCCCUACAGCCAUGCUCUGGUGGCUGGAAUUGACCGCUGUCCCCACAAAGUGACAGCUGCCAUGGGCAAGAAGAAAACCAUCAGGAGGUCAAAGAUCAAGUCUUUUGUGAAAGUUUAUAACCACAGUCACUUCAUGCCCACAAGGUACUCUGUGGACAUCCCCUUGGACAAAACUGUCAUCAAUAAGGAUGUCUUCAGAGACCCUGCUCUUAAAGGCAAGACCUGA